Messenger RNA from Mycena indigotica, 1935 nucleotides. Its product is annotated as MICOS complex subunit MIC60. The coding region runs from base 1 to 1935 and encodes 644 amino acids. The transcript has 3 exons. The record is from RefSeq and is a predicted model, not a curated record. NCBI's taxonomy places the organism in Eukaryota, Fungi, Basidiomycota, Agaricomycetes, Agaricales, Mycenaceae. Gene Ontology annotation, biological process: cristae formation. Gene Ontology annotation, cellular component: MICOS complex.
AUGUAUCGCACACUGCCCACUCGCCAGCUAGUGGUCUCUAGAGGUGCCGUCCGUGUCAUAAGACGGCGUUUGGCCACCGAAUCAACUCCCCCUGCUCCCGCUCCCAAGAAAAAGCGACACGUCGUCCGCACCCUCUUUCUGACCACAACCGCGCUUGCUGGGACUUUCUAUGUCGGAAGCACCUUUGCCGCAUUCCAGAAUGAGGCAUACUACGAAAUCUUCUCGGAGCAGGUGCCGCUGGGCUAUGCCAUGCUCGAAUUCGCGGAGUCGCGGAAUUGGGACAAGAUGACUACUGCCUCUGUCAUAGAGUCCUCCAAAAAGUCAUUGGAAUCCGCUCAGCGCUACGUGACAGACAAAAUCAACGGCACACCUACGCCCACGCCAGAGCCAAAGCCUUCCACAAGGAACACGAAGGAGGCUGCCGCAAAGGUCGUCCAGGAGUCGAAGGAAAGGGCGAAUGCUGCUGUUGCGCGGAUAAAGACCACCGUCAAGAAGGAUGCGAAUGCUGUUUCCGGUGUUGCAAAGCAUCAAGUCGAGCAGCUUACUCGUGGCAUUUCGGAGCUUGUUGCGGAAGCAGAGGCUGCCCUCGCCAAACCCAUCGACUUCAAUGCUCUUGCAACAACUUCUGAAGUCGCUGCGCCACCUUCUACAGACACUGCUGGACCCAGUGCCUACCACGCUCCCUUGCCUAUUGGCCACGAGCUUCCUUAUGGCUACGCCAAACCCGCCCCACCACCCAAACCCAGUCCUCCACCGCCCAAGCUUCCGCGCCUUUCUCCCGACCUCUCGUCCAUCACCUCCUCUGAACCCAUCAUUGCCCACCUUGCUAGCACCAUCGACAGUCUGACCACUUAUGUGGAGGAUAACCCGAAAGCCGCCUCCAAAGCAGGCUCGGUCGUUGAAAGUGCUAAAGAGGAUCUGACGGCACUUGUUACACGGAUAACCAGGGUCCGCGAAGACGAACGGGCCGAAUUAGAGGCCAAACUCGAGGCGCAAGCUCGCGACUACACUACAAAGCUGAUGGAGCAAGAGAUGGAGGCGCAGGACCGGUUGGAUGGACAAGAACAGGAGUUUCGACAACUUUUCGACCAGCAUCAGGCAGAGUUAACUGCGGCUUACCGCCAGAAACUGGAGAAUGAGUUACGGACGCAGACUGAUCUCAUCAACGAGAGGUUGAAGGAGGAAGUUAUUGCUCAAGGCAUUGAGCUGCAGCGACGGUGGAUUCGCGAGGUCAAAGUUCAUGUCGAACAAGAACGAGGUGGCCGACUUGCCAAAUUGGAAGAGCUUUCAGCCAAUUUAAAACGAUUAGAACGCGUUGCUGUCGACAACUCGAUAUAUCUCGACGAAAACAUCCGCAUCCACGCCCUUUGGGCAGCUCUCCGUGCUCUCUCUUCCUCUGCUCUUACUUCUCCUGUUCGUAAACCAUUCCGCGAUGAACUACGCACGGUUCGUCACAUUGCGGCAGCAAGAGAAGACCCCGUUGCAAUCACCGUCCUCGAGUCGUUGGAAAGCACUGAUGUCCCUGACAUCGGUGUCGAGCCUUUCGCCGAUCUCGCGACUUGGUUUUCUCAGGAGGUGUCCCCCAAGGUGGCCCACGUUGCGCUUGUCCCCGACGAAAACGCCGGUCUCCUUGCGCAUCUGGCAAGCCGCGCCUUUGCCAGUCUGCAGUUCCGUCGCCAUGGGCUAGUCAGCGGGGAUGAUGUCAUGAGUGUUUUGGCGAGAGCGGAGCAUUAUCUGAACGAGAAAGACCUGGACAGCGCGGCGCGCGAGCUGAACCAGCUCAAGGGCACUGCGAAGCUGCUGUUGCGCGACUGGCUGGAGGCUGCGAGGAGGCGGUUGGAGGUGCAGCAGGCUCUUGAGGUUGUGCAGACCCAGGCGACACUCGCUGCACUGUUGGUAGUAGCAGACACAGACACGCCCUCUGAAUCGUCAUAG